Messenger RNA from Cyprinodon variegatus (sheepshead minnow), 998 nucleotides. Its product is annotated as troponin T, cardiac muscle isoforms-like. The transcript is spliced from 9 exons. The coding region runs from base 16 to 744 and encodes 242 amino acids. Gene Ontology annotation, biological process: cardiac muscle contraction; regulation of muscle contraction; sarcomere organization. NCBI's taxonomy places the organism in Eukaryota, Metazoa, Chordata, Actinopteri, Cyprinodontiformes, Cyprinodontidae. The record is from RefSeq and is a predicted model, not a curated record. Gene Ontology annotation, molecular function: tropomyosin binding; troponin C binding; troponin I binding. Gene Ontology annotation, cellular component: troponin complex.
UACUAUCAGCACAACAUGGCAAUUAAAAAUAAAACUGUCAAUCCAAAAUUACAUUUUCUCCUUAUUAUAACAGAUGAAUCAAGGCCCAAACCAAAGGCUUUUGCACCACCCAUAGCUGUUCCAAAGAUACCAGAGGGAGAUAAGGUGGACUUUGAUGACAUCCACAGGAAGCGUCAGGAGAAAGAUCUGUCAGAGCUGCAAUCUCUGAUCGAAGCCCACUUCAUUCAGAGGAAGAAGGAUGAGGAGGAGCUCAUCGCUCUUGUUAACAGGAUUGAGAAGCGUCGUGCUGAGAGGGCUGAACAGCUGAGGAUCCGCACUGAGCAGGAGAAGGAGAGGCAGGCUCGUCUCGUUGAGGAAAAAGAGAGGAAGGAACAGGAGGAGGCUCGUAAGAAGCAUGAGGACGACACCAAGAAGAAAAAGGCUUUGACCAACAUGACCCAACAAUACGGUGGUCAGCAAAGGCAAGAUGGAAAGAAGGGAGCAAAGAAGCAAACGGAAAGAGAAAAGAAGAGAAAGAUCCUGGCAGAGAGGAAGAAACCACUCAACAUUGACCACCUCAACGAGGACAAGCUGAAGGAGAAGGCCAGUGAGCUGUGGCAGUGGCUGAUGAUGCUGGAGGCGGAGAAGUUUGACUACACUGAGCAGCUAAAGAGACAGAAGUAUGAUAUCAACCUGCUGCAGAAUCGGGUCCAGGCCACCCAGAGCGCCAAAGGAAGAGGCAAGGCCAAAGGCAGGGUGAGAUAGACGGGUGAAACCUGCCUGUCAGAUGCCGGAACAGGAGCAGCGGUGUUCGUCGAUGCAGAUAACUUGUACACAGAAAUAAAGACACUCCUAUGCCCUCUGUGGGUGUUUUUUUUUUCUCCAUUCAGAUCCAACAAAUGGCAAUAAAACACCUCUUUAUUUGUUGCUUCAUACAGAUUUCACAGCUAGGCAGCCAAUGUAAACUUAAAUAACAAUAAAUAAACCUGAUGGCAACAGUGACCUGCUAUACAAUACAG